AUGUCGUCAGAAGGAAAUAUCACCCUGGCGUCGAAUGUCCUCGGAACGAUUGGCACGGUUCUUUGGUGUAUCCAGCUCCUACCGCAAAUUUGGUUCAAUUGGCACAAAAAGAGCACAGAGGGACUCCCCGCUACAAUGAUGUUCUUAUGGGCAAGUUGCUCCGUCCCGAUGGGUACAUACAUGAUCCUCCAAAUUCAGCCUCACAUUGUUGGACUGCUCUCAAUUGCUAGCUGGGGUCAAAUUCUCCAUUACAGCCAUCACUACGGAAAACUCAAGACCGUAUUGAUAUGCUCAGGCUUACUUCUCCUGUUGGGGGGUUUGGAAACUAUGUUGAUUCUCACACUGAGGUGCCAGAUCCCCUACCGCAAUGAUGUUACGUGGCCCAACACUGUAGUCGGCGUCAUAGGAGCUAUCCUCCUUAUUGCGGGGCUAUUACCUCCAUACUUUGAGUUGUGGAAGAGAAAUGGACGUGUGAUAGGACUCAAUUGGGUCUUCCUUGUGAUUGACACCCUAGGGGGAAUAUUUUCUCUUUUCGCGUUAGGUUUGAUGCGCCCGUUCCGUGCAUCUUGGGCCCAAAUAGAACUAACACAACAUCUAGCGGCGCAAGGCACCUUUGACAUAUUAGGAGGGACCAUAUAUAUCUUAGUAGUGGUUCUCGAAGGGGGGAUAUAUAUCAGCCAUAUUACUUGGCGUAUACGUUACCGGAGCCUGCGCAAGGAAGCUAAACAGACUGGGAAAAGCAUUGAUGAUCUACUUGUCUUAACCCUUGGCCAUUCACCAGAAACACAAGACGUCGAACAAGGCAUGCCAUAUGACCACAGUUCAAGCGAAUCGAUACCAAGGCUCAUUGAAAGACAGGAGAAAGAAUGA
Molecule: messenger RNA, 870 nt
Organism: Penicillium canescens
Lineage: Eukaryota; Fungi; Ascomycota; Eurotiomycetes; Eurotiales; Aspergillaceae
Product: PQ-loop repeat-containing protein
Exons: 7
Coding region: 1-870 (289 amino acids)
Source: RefSeq, a predicted model, not a curated record